Messenger RNA from Armigeres subalbatus, 4636 nucleotides. RefSeq names its product coiled-coil domain-containing protein 85C-A (gene Ccdc85). The record is from RefSeq and is a predicted model, not a curated record. Bases 1919 to 3772 code for a protein of 617 amino acids. Lineage: Eukaryota; Metazoa; Arthropoda; Insecta; Diptera; Culicidae. The transcript has 5 exons.
GUUUCAGUUUUGCUGUCGAAGCGAACGGAGUAACGUUGCAACAUUUCUCGUGUUCGUUGGUUAAUUUGUCCUACCUUUCCGCUUUUUGGCUUUGGUUCAAUAGGUUCGGAGUCCGCGCGUCCCGCGUCGAAUGCCUUGCUGUGCUACACAUAAUAUUACUGGAAAGUGGGAAAUAUUCGAGUUCGGGUCUUGCGGUGCAGUUUUACAGUUUUCUGUUGAUGUUGUGGAAAAAAUCUACCGGUUGAGACAUGCUACCGGUGGCGGUGGCGCGAAAGGGGUGAUGCCAUAGAAGAGCGACGAACGAAAAGAUUCGUUCAAGUGGAUAGAUUCCUUUGCCUUUUCUGGACCAAGCAGCAUCGGUCGGUUUGUGAGGAGCGCUGCACACCUUGACUGUCGUGAAACGCCAGACUGUGUGGGUCAAGAAGUUGCAAAGUACCCCGGUUGUGUUUUUAAACUGAAGCGGACUUGAAGCAGCGCACAAGACUGGAUGUUUUCGGGUGGCAUCUCGAUCAGAGUGUAUGUGUGCAGCAUCUGAAGAGGAAUAGUAAGAAAGGCUCCGGACAGAAAAUAGCGUGGAAUGAAGACGAUACACAAGAGCAAUAAUAUAGCACUGGAAGGCUUCUAUUUGUGCUGUUCCAAUUUCGAAUUCUCUGGGUAUUAGAGGUGUUGAGUAGUGGCCAAUAUUUCAAAAGAAGUGCGAGAAGUGCGCUUAGGAAGAAGUGGCAAGAGGCGGUGUAUCUGUUUUCGUUGAGAAACACGUGGAACGUGUGAUUGUGACAAAAAAUAAAUAAAAGUAAAGGCGGAUGGCUCACUAGAAAGCAUAGCCGCAAUAAUACGUUUGAGUGAAAAGCACAGCAUAAAAGCUAACUGGAUAAAGUGCAAGGAAAUGAAAGAAGGAAUGUGAAAAACCAUCAAAACAACCCCAUGAUACGUGUAGAAGUGAAUUCAGCUGAGUGCAGGAAUAACUUUAAGAAGGAAUUAUCAAAGCAGUUUCGCGGUUGAUAUUUUGGAUGGUGUCACUAACAACUUCCAAGAACCUGAUUUUGUAAACAAGCAAACACGCCGAUCGCUUCAUGUUCAAAUUUUAGGACUUCAACGUUUUUUUCGCGCGCGCGACGCAACGGACAGCCAACUGAGUGAGCGUGAUUUUUGUCUUCCUUCUCCCGACUGCGUCUGGAACUGGAUCUUUCGAACCGGCGAACCUGUGUGCCGUGAAGGAGCUGUGUGCGGUGCAACUUUGGACGACUCCAGUCAGUGCCUUCGUCGUGCUGGUCUCGGAAGGGCCGUGUCUUCGCGUCGUCAUCAUUUACGUUGGCUGGCUGGCUGGCGCGUGGAGCUAUUAUGGAUUCGAUAUCCCCUACUUGCUAGAGUCGGGUCUUGAGUGCCGGCAUAGAUAAUGAGUCAUAAUGAUACAUAGUGAUAAAAAAUUACUUUACCGAGAGUGAGUAACUUAAUAGGAGUGAAAAAUGCCUUAGAGUCUGUCUUCGGCCGAGUAAGUGAGUGAACCACGGAUAAAUUGCUAGGAAAAAGGAAGAUGAUAGAAUUGCUUUUCGGAUAGGGGAAGGUUGCUGCUGAUGAUAAGAAGGCUAUUUCUCGAGGUUCUUGUCGCUCUUGGAAUAUAAGGAAUGUAAUGGUAGUGAAGAAGAAGAAAGGCGAAGCAUACGAAAGAAGAUGUGAUAUUCUUACUAUCUAUCGGUUUAAGUGCUUUUCGAACGACCACAGCGCGAGUGAAUGUAAUGUAUCUUGUUUGAAGUGUCCUCUUGCCGAAGGAAAUCAGUGAAAUUCAUAUCUAGAAAGAGGGAAGAAACAUCUCUCUAGUAAAGUUAAGUAAUUAACGUGCCGCGAUACGAGAGAAGCAGCGCGACAACAUCGUCGUCCAACACAUUCCAUUUCAAUCCCUCACAGCAUUCCCGUAGUCAUGUCAACAAAUAGUAAUAACCUGAAACUAUCUGGAAAUAUUAUCAGUUUAACAAGCAACAAACAGUCCCAACUACAGAAAUCCAAACUAAAGCAGCCACCGACAGCAACGACCACAUCUAACGGACACGUUGGUUCGACAGUAGCAGGUCAGCCGACAGUGAAUGGUGGACCGAAACCAGUCCAUAGCCAGCCAACUCUGCAGAAACAAGUGCCUCAACAGGCGGGAUCACAAAUUCCGCCUCGAUAUCAGCCCCCUCCUCAGCCUCCUGGAGGAAUCCUCAAACACAUCGUCCACAACGGAGGCGCACCACCAUUGGCCAGAUCCUCUACGGUACCUGCCAUAGCUUUCACCUCGGAUUUGAACGGAGGUUCUCAUCAUCAUUUGAAGUUUCCUCCCGAAAUCCCUAAAACCACCGGACUUUACAUACCGGAAAAUUUGAAACACCAACUCAACCCUAGUCGGUUGGCCGUGCCGCGAUCCCACCUAAGGUUCUCCAAUCAACACCACCUUGCCGCAACCAACCAUAACCCGAAUCAACCCCAACAACCAUCUCAUCACCUACCACCGCCCCAUCCCCGUCUGAGCUCGGAAUCCUCUUCCGAGGAUCAAGCGACAACCAGUUCCACCCGAUCCCUGCAGCAACACCUAAACUCGAAACAGCAAUCAUCCCUACAACCGAACCAGCAACCUCAGCAGCCCCAGGGCCACAUUCAGCAGACCACUGCGAUCGUUCACCACCAUCAGCCACCCAGUCAGCCGGCUUCUUCGAUUCCCACAGCAGCUUCGACCAACAACAGUAGCAACAUCAAUCAGCAACAUCCAAACCAAAAGCAACAGCAGCAGCAGCAACAACAACAACAACACCAGCAACAGCAGGAGAUGCUCAAAUUUGUCCGGAAAGCCGAGUCGGAAACGUCGUCCACGCCGACCUCUUCGAGCGGGGGUCGAAUAUCGUCGAUCGAGCAGAAUCGACACUUUCAGAACCUUCUCGCCGAGCUGCGAGCGUUGAAAGAGGCUAACCAGCGGCUAAGUGACGACAACCAGGAACUGCGCGAUCUGUGCUGCUUCUUGGACGACGACCGGCAGAAGGGCCGCAAAUUGGCGCGCGAAUGGCAACGGUUCGGACGGUACACGGCCAGCGUGAUGCGGCAGGAAGUUUCCGCCUAUCAGACGAAACUACGACAGCUGGACGACAAACAGCAGGAGCUGAUCCGGGACAAUUUGGAACUGAAGGAGUUGUGUCUGUACUUGGACGAGGAACGAUCGAACACCAAUCGGCCGGCGGCGGCUUGUGGCAAUUGUGGAGCGGCGCCCGGCAGUACGACAAGUGCAAAUGCUGUUCCCCUCCGCGACGAUGGAGAUGGAAGCAGUUCGAGCACCAAUGCCGAUGAGAAUAUGCACCAGCUCGGUGGCGGGCAGUUCGGGAGGAAUGGAUUGACGGAACUCAAUCUGCGCUCUACCCUAAGCGACCAAACCCUACAGUACGUGCGAUCGCUGGAAACGCGAAUACGGCAACUGGAGGAGGAACGGUGCGCCAUCCUCAAGAACGUCCAACCGAUCGGACCCAGCAACGGAACGGGACCGCCGGUAUCGAACAACAACUCAUCCAGCAAUCAACAACCACCUCAGUCAACCAUAGCCGAUCCCAUAUCCGGCCGACCGGAAGCUGUCGUACGGGCGCUGCAAGUGCUCGAGGUUCGCGAACAGCUCGAACGGGAACGGAUUGGAUCCAACAUCGCAGCCGAUCAUCAGCUGGACGACGGCGAAAAAGCUUUAGUAAGAGAGAUGUGCAACGUGGUAUGGCGAAAACUGGAGGAUGCACCCAACACGGGAAUCGAUCAGCACGUCUGAAACCUACAUUUCUCGAGCAUCCAUCACAGUUAAGCUGGGCUUGGCAUGACUCGGCGAAAUCGCUCGCUAAGAACACAUCAAGAGCACACGGAGGCUUUUUGUGUGGUUUAUACUCUUUUCUUACACCUCAUUCCUUCCCUCAAAUCCCGACACCACAACUACGAAGAUGUACAAAUUAAUUAUAAUGAUUCUUCAGAAAAAUAGCAAUCCUCCAACAUAGCGCCGCGCGCUCCCGUUCAUUCAACAGAACAAACGCAAGAAGUCAGAGAUUGCUACAGCAAACGCGAUGCCGCUGGAAAGGAUUGUGUGCAGGCGGGAACGCUGACAAAUCAAACGACGACACCGUCAAUCCAUCCCAGUCGGAUAAAAGUGUGUUGAAAUUAAGUGCGAGAGGUUUUAAAAAUCUCAAAAGGGCAGUUCACUUGCUACUUAUUAUACAGGAGAAUGUAACGUAUCAAAUUAAACUUAAUAAAGUAUUUAUCGUCGUUUAUUGUUAUAUUUACUCUGCUGCUCAGUGCCUUACUCCGGUAAUCAUGGAGAGGAUGGUCAUUAGGGAGGAAGAAAAUUAAAGUUGUGCUUUGUAUAUUAGAGCUGUAUGUUACGCAUGUAUAAUGUCAAAGGAAGCUCCUGUAAUAAUAAAAAAAUCAGUAAUACCUUGCAUGUACGGUUGAACCCAAAUCGAGAUUUUAAGUACUAUUUGUACAUGCCGAUUUUAGGUAGAUUUACAAUUUUCAAAAUGUAAUUAAAGCAGAAAAAACUGGACAAUAUUUCAGCGCUAUGUAUCAGUGUAUCCUAGGAUUUCUUGUUAGAUUGUUUUUAUAUACAUAAUUUUUAUCAUUAUUAAAAUGGUUGUUAUUCGUAAAA